Messenger RNA from Xyrichtys novacula (pearly razorfish), 178 nucleotides. The record is from the annotation of a GenBank genome assembly. NCBI's taxonomy places the organism in Eukaryota, Metazoa, Chordata, Actinopteri, Labriformes, Labridae.
GCAGCGUAUGGUGAUCCUUCACUGGGACUUACUCCUCUCAUCAAUUCUGCCUGUCGCUCCGCUGAACCUCACACGUUCGAUUGGCUGGCGGUCGGGCCGCCUCAUUGGAAGCUGAUUCUGAUUGGCUCGGUCGGGUUCUUCAUUAGAGACGACUUGGACAGCAGGCUGACCCUUGAAG